Carassius gibelio (silver crucian carp) is the source of this 3215-nucleotide messenger RNA. RefSeq lists its product as uncharacterized. The record is from RefSeq and is a predicted model, not a curated record. The coding region runs from base 388 to 1350 and encodes 320 amino acids. NCBI's taxonomy places the organism in Eukaryota, Metazoa, Chordata, Actinopteri, Cypriniformes, Cyprinidae. The transcript is spliced from 2 exons.
AUCCAUUACUUCCACAAGUCUCCGUCUGAACACGGUUAUCUGCCUCGUCCCAACAUCAAUAGCGAGAGGAAGCAUGCUUUGCAGUACAGGAGGCGCACAAACCUGGAUGAGCCAUCUGUGUCAGGAACAAGCUCUUCCAGAGAUGUUCAAACUGAAGGACCUUCUGAGCCAAAACAAGCUAAACUGGAGCAUACAAAUAUAUGUGUGCAUCACACAUCACAGUCAAAUAUGAAUUUCUUUAUUUUUCAAGAUUGUUGUGGAGGAUGUACAAUCAUUUUCAGUUCUUGAACAACCAGCAUUUAGGAAGUUGAUUGAAACAUUAAGUGGAGGGAAAAGGGUCAUGAGUAGGAAGACAUUUGUUAACAGACUUGAAGCAGGAUAUGAAGGAUGAAGGAUGAUCUGAAAGCAAAACUUGACACAGUGCAGUCAGUAUGUACAACUGCUGAUUUAUGGUCAUCACACAACAGAAGCUAUUUUGGAAUGACUUGUCACUGGCUUGAGGACAAUCUUGAGAGAAGGUCUGUUGCUCUUGUCUGUACACGAAUCCGUGGAAGACACACUUAUGAAACGGUUGCUGCUAAAAUCCAAGAAAUUCAUGCUUCCUACAACAUUGAAUACAAAGUUCAGGGCACUGUCACUGAUAACGGAAGCAAUUUUGUGAAAGCAUUCAAAGAGUUCUCAUCUGGCAAAGACUGUGAAGUAGUGGAAAGCCAUUUUGAGGAUUUAGGCAGUAUUCUUUGUGAGGAAGAAAUGGGAGAAUUAAGUUAUUUUCUACCACCCCACCAACGGUGUGCUGCUCACACAUUGAACUUGAUUGCAUCAAAAGAUCUAGUGGAUGCCAUCUCCAAGGUUCCUGUACGCAGAUUACACAAUAGUGCAGUCGCAAAAUGUGCAGCAUUAUGGAGCAAAGCCCAUCGCUCUACUGUCGCUGCUGAUGCAGUCGAGUCCAUUGCAAACAUGAAACUUCUUGUUGCUUGUGUGACUCGAUGGGACUCUGAAUAUUCAGCUGUUCAAAAGAUAGUGUCACUCACUGAUUCGCAGCGUACAGAAUUGACAGACUUGUCGAAUGUCCCACAUCUGAUGUCCCAUGGAGUAACAUAUCUCAAAGAAUAUGUUGAUGUGUUGAAACCAGAGGCUACUGCACUUGACAUUUUGCAGGGAGAACAAAUUUGUUACCUUGGCAUUGUGAUGCCCACAUUGUUAACACUGAAAAGAAAGCUACAGGAGAAGAUUUCAAACACACAGUUUUUCUCUGAGAUCAUUGACACAACUGUAAAGGCAGUUGACUCACGCUUCAAGCUGCUGUUUGAUAGUUCCACAAUUAAGACUAUGGUGGUUGCCAGAAAGUGAACGGGAACAUCUACGAGCAAAGCUAAUGAAUUUUGAGCCGGUGCUUCUUUUGCGUUACAACAGCAACAUUUGCACUUCAACUUUCGAAUAGAGUAUGAAACAUACUUAAGGUAUAGAAAAUAUUCUAUUGUGUUUCUUGCAUCACAGACUGCCAAGGCUUCAGUGGAACAUCAAAAAGAUACAGUAAUUUUACAUCUCAGUUGGGCUUUUGAUAUGCUUCAUUUAAAAGCAGGGGACUCAACUUUUUGUUUAUAUGGCACUUUUAAGCAGCAAGGUCAAGGUCCGUGGCAAUGAUAUUGCUGUAAAUAUCUUGUACUUUAAUAUACUUUUUUUUGUAAUGUUGCUCUUGUUUGAUUUGUUAUUCUUUGUUACUUUCAUAUGCAUUUCAGAUGUUUUAGGGUGAAAUCUUUGACCUAGCAAAGUUAUUGCUGGCAAUUUCAUGUUCUUAAAUAUAUUUUUUGUAAUGUUGAUUUUUCGUUAUUGUUUCUACCUUAUGCUCAAGUGUUUUGAGAUGAAAUGUUUGAUUUAGAAAGGUUAUUGUUGUGAGAUUCAUGUUCUUUAGAUUCAAUGUUGUUAUUGUUUGUCUUUUCCUCAUUGUUACUAUGCGCUAUGCAAAUGCAAUUGCUCUGUGAAUUUAGUCUUUUUCAAAAUUCAUGUUUGCAGUGUAGCUAUUGUUUGAUGUUUUUCAUUGAUACUGUAACAUACACUUCUAGUGUUUUUUUUUUUUUAGAUUAAAUAUUUUACCUAGCAGUGAUAUUGCUAUGAAAGUAAUGUUUUUCAAUAUUGGCUUUUGUAAUGUAUCUGUUUUCUAAACUUACUUAAUUAUAAGUAAAUAUACUUUAAAAUCAUAAUAUGUGAUUUUGUUUUAUUCAGUGUUACUAGCAAACACUAACAGCAAGGUACAUUAGUGUUAGUAUUUUGUAAGAAUUAACUGUCCAUACAUUGCACUUGAAAAAGAAGCUAUUGUGGCUCUUUUUGGUGAAUUAAAUACAUUUUUUCUUUGUAUCUGUCAAAAUUAGUACAAUAUUAGGUACAAGAUUAACUGAAUAUGUGAUAUCAAAUAAGGUUUCGCACAAAUGUAAUCUAAAUGUAAUCCAAAAGUAAUCAGAUUACGUUACCAAAAAUGUGUAAUCUAAGAGAUUAUAUUACUGAUUACAAAUUUUGCCUUGUAAUCUGUAAUCAGUAACUGAUUACAUUUCAGAAGUAAUCUAACCAGCUCUGCGCAUAAUGCAGCAUAUAUAGAAUCUGCAGCUAAAGGCUAUCAACUGGUUAAUGUGUAGAGGUCACAGAGACAUUCAUCUGUCUUCCGUGAACCAGUGAACAAAAAGAGAAAUGUCAGGGUAAAGGAAAAACCGCCAAAUGUUCACAUAUGGGUUAGUGGUGAGAGAGUGGGAGAGAUGGAGGUCAAAUAUGCAGAAUUUCUGCAGGUGCUGAGUGUGUGUGCCCAAUUUCUACUAUAUUCUAUUGUCAUUAACCUUAUUAAGCGUGCUAUAUCAUAUUUAAUAGGUCUCUAAAUGAUCAACAUCAUCAAACAUUGCUGUUAAACUAUAUUGCAUACAUUCUGUCGUCUGAUUGCUAAUUUAGACUUUUUAGCAAGUAAAAGUUAUUUUAAUAGAACUGUACAAACAUCCACCUUCAGCUUGUGAUCCAUGUCUUUUUUCUGUGAAAUCAUAAAACAAAUGAAAACAUAUGAAUGAUAUUGAAAGUUAUAUUUCAUGUCUAAAAAUAUGUCUUAUUCGGUGACUAAACUCUGGAAUAACCUACCUAACAGUUUCCUCGCGUUCCUUGUGUUUUCUAGUUUCUUGUUUCCUGUUUGUUUUGUUCCUGACUGAUUUCAUGGUUUUUACCCCAUGCUUAUUUUGGAU